Molecule: messenger RNA, 2200 nt
Organism: Osmerus eperlanus (European smelt)
Lineage: Eukaryota; Metazoa; Chordata; Actinopteri; Osmeriformes; Osmeridae
Product: zinc finger protein 135-like
Exons: 4
Coding region: 203-1504 (433 amino acids)
Biological process (GO): regulation of transcription by RNA polymerase II
Molecular function (GO): DNA-binding transcription factor activity; RNA polymerase II cis-regulatory region sequence-specific DNA binding
Source: RefSeq, a predicted model, not a curated record
CAAACCUACGUCAUCAGAAGGCGACUCAAACCCCGAAGCACCUCAACAUCAUAGCCACAACUCACGAAAAUCAACCUGACAACAAGAUAAACGUUACUUCGUUUACAUGUAAAAGUUCUUAAUCGACAUUUUACGUAGAAGUUGAACUAUUUGGCUAGCUGUAUAACGGUUUUAUGAACGGCUGCCCUGUGUGCAACUAGAAAUGGCAAUGAUGGCGGACUGUGUUGGCUUUCAGGCGCAGAUUGCUUCGAUAAUAGAGCUACUAGCUAAUUCGGCCGUGCUAGAGAUAUGUAAACUUGUGGACGAUGGUUAUGCCGCCCUUCGUUCACAAAUGGAGCUAGAGAGAGAACAAAGCGAGAAGGAGAAUGAUGAUCUGCGGAGAAGAUUACGAGACAUGGAUGUGAGGGUGCGGAGCUACGAACGAAAGCUGAGGAGACGCUAUCAACGGGAUGAAAUGCACAACGUCCAUUACAGACCUCCCGAAGCCCCCUCUGCAGUCUCUGCAGCCGUGGUUGCAAGUGAUGACCAUCCCAGCGGCCCUGUCGCUACAGCCGAAGAAGAGACUAAUACACACCACAUGCCACAGGAGGAAACCUCUUUGCCCCAGGUUAAACAGGAGAGAGCAGACUGUGAUUUGAACCUGAAAGUUGAAGUGAACAUCAGGUCGGAAACUGGUCCCACUGCCCAAGAGCCUAGUGAGGAAGCAGACAGCAGUGACCGACUGAAUGUGUCCCAAUGCUCCCCCACUGAGGACACGGUGGAUCUGACCUGCAGGCCAAAGCCCAAAGGCCAACCUAAGUCCUCCAAUCCUUCCACUGGCCCUGAUCCCAAGCUAGAGACGCAACCCGACUGUGCUGUCCAGUUGCCUCAGCCGCCCAUUGAAACUGAACCAAGUCCUGAGCGACUGAACAGCCUGGGCUUAGAUCUGGCCUGGAUGCAGGAGAGAGUGAGCCAUCUGGGGGCAGCGUUUGCUCAGGCGGGCCUGAACAACUCAGACAUUGGACACCCAUCUUGUUCCUACCCUACCCAAGUGGACAUGGAAGUCCCACCAACUAUGCUCUUCCCAGGAAACGCCCACGAAAUGGCCGCCUUUCCCAAUUUUGACCUCCCAACCAAUUCCUUAGCCAAUCAAAGGCGGCCUUGCAAGACCGGCUCGGACAAGGAGCCAAUGGUUUGCAACUUCUGUGGUCGGGUGUUCCCCAGCAUGGCCAGCCUAGAGGUGCACCAGCGGUCCCACACAGGUGAGAGGCCCUACAGCUGCCAGCACUGUGGAAAGGGCUUCGCUCAGCCCAACAACCUGCGGGUCCACCUGCUCAUCCACUCUGGCGAGCGGCGUUACCACUGCUCACUGUGCGGGAAGAGCUUCAUCUCCUCCAGUCACCUGAAGAGGCACCGCACCGUCCACACGCAGGAGAAACCUUACAGCUGCGCUCGCUGUGGCCAGUCCUUCAGCCAGUUGUGUAGCGUUCGGAGGCACAGGCAGCAGUCCCAGUGUGGGCUGUAGAGAAGGAAUGGAAGGAUUUAUUUUAGUUUUUUUAAGAAGACAAUAUAAUUGGGGUUGGAGGCGGUGAGUUUCGGUUAUGGAGUAUUAUGCUGAGCUGGGUCCGUUCCUACUUUCAGAUGCGGUUGAAUGCUUGGCUGGGAACCAAUCAGCAGUGCAGUGCCAAUUAUGACACAAAUCAAACUCUCCUCAAUUACGCAAAUGCUUUCAAGUAAUUUCCAUGUAACUGACACAGGUCUGGUGUGUCAUAUACGUGUGGGACUGGCAAGUAAGAGGCAGAAGGAGGGACGAUAUGUCAAAAGUGGGAUGGUUAUCGUCGGCUGUGUUUUUGCUUUCAUGAACAAAACUGAGGUUAGUGAAAAAGUCUGGAAAGCUGUGUGUGUGUGUGUGUCAAGUGCCGUUGGUCUGGACUCAAAGAACCUUUGUAGCAGAUGCAGUGUUUGACAAGCUAUCAGCUCACAGGAGUGGGUGUUGUUUGCUAUAUGGUGAGAAUAUCUCCCUUAAACACUAACUCUUAAUUUAGGUCUGUAGAACCGUCAUGUCAGAAACGUGUUUGUAAGCUGUGUAUGUAUGUAUGGAAAUGAUUAGGCCACUUGUAGCUCUAGGCUACACAGUUGGUACAUUUUGCCUUUUAGAAUAUCGGAAGACAUUAUAGGAUGUGAAUAGUGUAUGGUCAUUAAACCUUGUGUAAUAUUUACA